Molecule: messenger RNA, 1056 nt
Organism: Aspergillus chevalieri
Lineage: Eukaryota; Fungi; Ascomycota; Eurotiomycetes; Eurotiales; Aspergillaceae
Exons: 3
Coding region: 1-1056 (351 amino acids)
Source: RefSeq, a predicted model, not a curated record
AUGAAGCACCAAGCUGCACUCAAUACGUCAAUUCCCAAUUUUGAGAUCAACAGGGUCACAAAUAUUGUUCAAGCCCUCUUGAAGAAGCAAGUGUUCCAAUCAGACACUAAGGCUAAGAUGGAAUUUCCCGAUAUAUUUACUCCUUCUCCUGCCAAUAACGUCAAAAGCAAUGUCUUUGAAGCUGAUGCAGACCAUUCAGCAGCACAUAUACUUGAAGAAAUUACACUUGCUCACGCGAAAGACAGUGAGAGGACGCAGGUUCCUCCAGGGUCGCUGUCUGUUCAGUUACAAGCCCAUGAUGAAGCGCAGGUUCAGGCUGAGGGAGACAGCGAUUCAUCACCUGGAUCUGCAUUAGAGCCGAGAUUACCUAUGCCUUCUCUCUAUCCAUCAUACUUUCCAUAUAGUGCCCAGCAUUCUCUCUUAUCGAGUAUUCAACAAGUCCUAGAAGAAUGCUGUUUUGAUUUUACAAAGAAAUGGUUACCUUCUGAAGUCGAAAACCACGAAUGGGAUUGUGCCGCGGCUAUGGAGCUCACAGAGUGGACGAAGUUCUUAGCAAAGUGGUCACCACAACUUCCCCAUGAGUCCUUGCAAUUGAGAGGCUCACAGUUAGACACACUCCUAUCUAAAAUUUGUCAAAUUCGACACACAGCAGUUCACCGGCAGCCAAUCACAGCAACCAGUGUCAGUUUGCUGGUCCUGGCAGCUAAGAGGCUGGCAGAAGCUUUGCAAGAUCCUUUACGCACAUCACAAUUGGAAGACCUUCACUUCGACAUACAAAACAAGAUCCAGGCAAUGGAGCUGAACAAGAACGCCCUUGAAGCUGAUCAUGCUCAUGAGCUUAGAGCCGUGCAGCUCCAACGAGAUGAAUUAGACCAGAAGGAGGAGCAGCUCAGAGCCAAAAUUAUCAACCACGACAAAGAGAACAAAACUCUCACAGGCCUUCUGGUUAAGGAAUCAAUUAGAAGAAUUUUUAAUGACAGAGAAAGCGCCCUUGAUUAUGAUUCGGCUUGGUUUGAGGCGGAAUAUGAGGGAGCAAAUAGAAACACCUUUAACUAA